This is a messenger RNA of Cladocopium goreaui, 4254 nucleotides long. The record is from the annotation of a GenBank genome assembly. NCBI's taxonomy places the organism in Eukaryota, Dinophyceae, Suessiales, Symbiodiniaceae.
AUGUUGAGUUCAAAGGAUGGUAGGUGCUUCACCUGUAGUGGUGUCGGUCAUGCCCGGAAGGAUUGCCCCCAUGCCAGUAGUAACACGGCUAACAGCAAAAAGGUAGCUAAGGCAUCUCCAGGAAAAGGAGACACCUCUUCAAAGAACGAGAAAGUGAAACCCGUGACCUCCAGUGAGCCUUCAGCUAGCUCUUCAGGGACGUAUGUGGCUGAACCACCAGUUGCAGUGACUUCGGCCGCCCCGCAGUCUGGAAGCAGCUUAGGUUCUAAGGGACUCGGGGAAGUUGGAGCGUUGAUUCAAGAAGCUUCGGUGUUGAUGAAAACACUGCGGCCUUCGGUGAAGGCUAUCAAUUUGAAGAAGGCGGCUGUGGAUGGCUUCACUACCGGUCUCUUGGAUGGGGGUGCAACGAAUGCACUCCGCCAGGGGUCUGCGGAGGAGAUUGCGUGUGCAGUCCCUGUGACUGUAGAACUGGCUGCCGGAUCAGCGCAGCUCUACCAGUGUGUUGAAACGGUUGUCAAAGAGACUCAUGCACUGGCCUUGAUUCAUGACUUGGAAGCCUACGAACGCAACAAGCGCCUUGGUCCACGGUUGGCUGGUGAAAGUGUUUCUGAGGAAGUGGUCAAGUGGUGGGCACAACGGUUUCCCGAAACGGACUAUGACAGUGCCUUGGUUCUCAAGCAGCUGGCCUUGCAUCAGUUGGCAGAGGAGUCUCGGGUUGGUGGUGUGACCUAUGAGGGGUCUAGGCAUGAGGGUGCAGGGAAUAGUGAGGGCCUGAAGCAGGCCAUUCGGGUGGCCAUCAUGGCUUUGAUCAAGGAACAUGGGCUCGGGGGAGAGCACUUGAGAAAGGCCUUCUCCAUGGAUCAAUGGCGUCAGCACAUACUGCAAGGACACCGGCCAUUCAGGAGAGACUGUCGGGCCUGCGUGCUCGACAUGGCGGCUGAUAAGCCGCAUCGUCGUAGAGUGGGUCGAGGCGAGUCGUCAUGGUCGAUGGGUGUCGAUGUUGUGCCAUUGGUUAAAGCAGUAGAUGAGUCCACGUCGGGCCAUGUAAGAUAUGCUAUGGUCGCCACUGUUCUAGUUCCAAAGGUCCCCAAAGGAAUUCGUAAACCUCUGGUCCCCAUGGAAGAACCCCAAAAAAUGGUGGAUGAAAGUAUGGAUUGGGGGGAGGGUUAUGAUGAAGAGGACUUGCCUCUCAUGGAUGAAACAUGUGAUGGACAAGGGAUGGAUGAAAAGAAUGUCGAGGCAGCGCCCGAUAGGGAGGUGAAGAGCGACGAACAUGACUUGGAUCGAAAAUGCGAAGAAUGUCGAGAACCUCUUCCGGCUGCUCACGUAACGUUGGUGUUCCCCAUGCCCUCGAGGCAACAAGCCGAGGUGAUCCAUGCCCUGAAUUCAUUGGUCACCAAGCCGUCCGAUACAUCACAAUAUGAGCCAAGCCUAGCACCCACUGAGCCGGAUCGGGAAUCCGGGGGGGAGCGCGAGGGUUUGGUGGAUGGUUUGAAUGGUGAAAACUCGGUUGGGGAUGAUGAAAACGUUGAUGAUGAAAAAAUUCGGGAAGAUGGGGAUGGGUUGGACAUUAUUGGGGAUGAUUCCAACAUUGAAGUUCCACCGGAAGAGUGGGCCCGGAUGAACAAGUGUGGGAUCGCCCUUAGGAAGGUCAAGCGAAUCCAAAUUCAUGAUGCUUUCUUGGAUCAGCACCUUGGUCUUUUGGAUGCAGUGCGAGAUGCACUGAACCACGUGCCCCUUGGAAGGAACGAAGGAGGUCAUCAGGGGUGGUGGCUGGAGACUCUUCAGUCCGAACGGCUGGCUUUGGAAAGGGAUCUCAGUGCCUUGGAUAAGGAAGCUGGGAGUGGUGGUUUGCGACUUUGUGCAGUGCAGGCUGGGGGGAGUGAACAACCUCCCACCGGAACGGAUGAAGUGCUCCAGACAAUGACUGUCUCCUUGGACGUGGUGCGAGGUGACUUGGAAGCUUGGAAACCCGCCAUGAGAGCGGAAUAUGGAGGGCGUAGCUUCCAAGGAGUUGUCAUCCUCUACGCAGGAUGUCCUCUCCAGUGGGAGAGCGGGCGUCAAUCGUUCGCGACCAUGUCCACAGCGGAAUCAGAGCUCCUCGGCUAUACCGAGGCCACUACAAUGGCCCAGUCGGUUGAAGCUCUGUUAAGGGUCAUCCAUGGGGAUGUCACCUUCGAAAAACUUCUUUGCGGCGACAAUACCAGCGCCAUCAGCAUCUUGACAAAACCUGACGGGCCGUGGCGUACUCGCCAUCUACGGCUGAGGUCCACUUGUUUGAAGGAGAAACUGAAUGAUCCUAACAGUGGCUGGAUGAUUCGUCAUUUGAAGGGUACUGGUUUGAUAGCUGAUUUUCUCACCAAACCCCGAAUUUCAAGGGCUGAAUGGAUUGCGUUUUGGGAGUAUAUGAGAAUGAGGGAGUACGGCGCGACCCCCCUGGCUACUGAGGAGACUGAGGUACAUCACGGCACAGCAUCUAAGGAGCCUGGCACAGAUCUUGUAAAGGUCGCCAAGUUCGGGAUGCUGGUUGGCACUCUGCAUGCAGUUGCCGAGCACUAUGAUGUCGGUCCUGAUCGGGAUGAACUCAUGCUGGCUGUAGCAGUGCUUGCCGUGGUUCUGGUCGUCUGGUUGUACAAGCUGACGCGGCGCUCAAGUUCGCUCGAUGUGAGUGGUUCGGUCAACGGUUUUUGUGAAGGGUCUUCGGCCAUCAAGAGUGUACAGGGAACAUUGUGUAAAGGUUGGGAUAACUUGAAGCGAGCAGCCUCAGAUGUCUCCCAUUUUUGCAAAAGUCUCACGGUCCUUGAACGGGUGGACCACAGCGAGCUGGUGGAAGGCUUGGAACAAGCCUCCCACAUUUCGUUUCACCCUGAUCAUGGUGAUGAUCUGUAUGAGAUGUUUCAAGAAACAAUUGAAGAUCCCGAACAAGAAAGAUCAAGAGCCACUGGCCCACAAGAAAGAAACAACGAAUGGAGCGAGGGAACGAGGGAACAUGAACCCGUUCUCCAAGGCUGUGAAGGUGACGAGGUAGGUCAUGUCAUGGGCUCUGGGCUUGGCUCUGGGUUUGGCUCUGGGUUUGGCUUGACUAUGGCCGGCUUGAACACUACCUCUGAAGUUCGCCGACAGAAUGAAAGGUCAGAACUGUUUGACAGUAGCCCUUGGGGCUCCCGGCUCAUACCGGACGCGCGCCCCUCGCUGAAAGCAAUGGCAGCUCCAGCAAUUGGUGCUCGGGCGUUCGAGCCUCCUCCAGCAUUGACUACCAGCGGAAGUCGGCUGGUUGAGGACGAGGCUGUGUUUUCGAAACCACUCGGUGGCUCUCGUGACAAAUGGUAUUGGCUCCAGCGAGAAGAAGAUCAAUACUUGGUGAGGGCACGCAGUAAACCAAGGAUCCGACCUUUCCAUCCUCUGCAUCGGAAUGUUCCCCUCGACCCUGGAAAGCAGUUGGGUCCCUCCCGCAUCACGGUGAAGCACUUUCUGGAUGAUGGUCGCCGCGAGGUGGUUCAUGAUCGCUGGGGGGCGGUGCCCACUAGUGGUGCCAACCAAUGGCGUGGCUACAGUGUGUUUCCCAUUGAUGAUGCUGGACUCCAUUUGGCUGAGGUGAAUGUAGCUGCUGAUACUGAUGGUGGAGAACGGGAUCCUUCUGCUAUGGAACGACCACGAAGGCAUUGUGGAGACAGGCCAUCUCCUGCCAAACUCCAACAAGUGGAAUCUGAAGAAGAUGACGGGCUUACCGUCUUCAUUGGACAGCAUGUCCAUAUGUUGCUGGGAGAUCCACCUGCCAACUAUGUGGGUCCCAGGCUGGAAGACAACCCAGCUGGUCUCCUUCCUCGAGUGCCUGGUGAAGAUGGUGGCUUGACCUCUUACGGUCCCAUCACCUUGGAUGAGCAUUUGGAUGAAGUUCCACACCGCCUUGAACUUGGACACAACGAUCAAGGACUACCGACUCGGCACCCUGAGCUAGUGAGGCCUACCUCCUCGCGACUUGGGCUGGGAACCAAUUAUGCCCAUCAUGAAGGUGUGGGAACACUGCACCAAGCUUCCUCGGCUUCCUUGGGGCAUCGAGCUUCAAGUAGCAGUGCAGUUGCCGUGAGGUAUGGUCGACCAGACUCUGCAGCGGAGAGGGGAGUGGCGGCGAUGUCUGCGGUAAACCGCACCGAUCCGCCACGCAUCACGAGAUGGCGAAACUCCCGCAAAAGGGAUCAAGAUGAUGAUGAAGUGGCCAGCUCCAUCAUCUCUUUUGAAGAGGUGGAUGCAUGA